This is a messenger RNA of Portunus trituberculatus (swimming crab), 1282 nucleotides long. RefSeq lists its product as uncharacterized. Gene Ontology annotation, cellular component: neuron projection membrane. The transcript has 8 exons. Lineage: Eukaryota; Metazoa; Arthropoda; Malacostraca; Decapoda; Portunidae. Gene Ontology annotation, biological process: synapse organization. The coding region runs from base 595 to 1158 and encodes 187 amino acids. The record is from RefSeq and is a predicted model, not a curated record.
AAAGCAGGAAAACAAAAAAAAACUAAAAGAAAAUCAGUAAGAAAAAUAUCAAUAACAUAAAAAAGAAAGAAAAACAAUAAUAGAGAUAAUAAAAAGUGUAAUAAAAGCAGAAAAUAUAAGUCUUGGUGUUUUACGUCUGGCAGCACCGAUCAUGUACCGCGGAAAGGUUGUCGUACCGUGAAGAGAAGCAGAUUAAGAAGCAAGCAAGAUGAUUAGUACACCCUCCUGCUGCUCCCACACUCUCCUGCACCUGCUGUGUGUGCCCCUGCUGCUCCUCUGCUGUGUUGGCAGCGUGGGCGGCGGCUUCGGCGGGCGUGGGCUGCCAAGGUUCGGUGUGGGACAGACUGAAGUGACGGUGCAGGAGGAAAGACUGCUAAACUGCCCUGUGUGGUUCGUCACUUGCAGGAUAAGGCGGUGACGUGGCUGCGACAGAGGGAUCUCCAUAUUCUAACUACAGGCCGCCACACUUACUCUGCUGAUGAACGCUUUUGGGUGUCUCAUCGGGCGGGUACUGAGGAGUGGACGCUUGUGGUGGAGUCAGCUCAGGUGCGUGACUCUGGUACCUACCUGUGUCAAGUGAACACUGACCCCAAGAUGUCCCUUCCCUUCAGCCUCAGUGUGCAGAAUUCGUCUAGGCCUAUCGGGGCGGCUAAGACCAAAUUUUUCCUGGCAAACAACACGGCGUCCACAAGAGAUGGGCGUCUGAAGGUGGAGGUGCUGGGGCCACGAGAGCGUUACAUCGAGGAGGGAUCCACACUGACUCUCACCUGUGUAGUCACGUCAACAGAGGGGCCUUCCACCUUGGUCUACUGGUACCACGACACCAGAAUGGUUGACUACAACUCCAAACGCGGAGGUAUUAAGCUCAAGAUCGACCACGCCCGGGGAGUCACGGCGGCGCGGCUGCUGGUAUAUCACGUGACUCUUAGUGACUCUGGGAUGUAUUCUUGUGUUCCCGCUGGUUCGCACCCCGCCGCCGUCCUUGUUCACGUGCAUGAGGGUAAGCAAGAGGCGGCCAUACAGCAGGGAGGAAUUAGCACCACUAUGUCCUCCUCCUCUUCCUCUUCCUCCUCCUCCUCUUCUUCCUCCUCUUCCUCUUCUUUCGUCCUUUUCCUCUUCCUAUCUCUUCACUCGAUUUUAGUUCAUAUUCCGUGCUAGCCUCCAUGUCUGUCUGUCUGUAUGUCUGGGUGUCUGUCUGUCUGUCUGUUCGUCUGUCUUUAUAUGUAGAUGUAAGCUCGUAACCUCUCUCUCUCUCUCUCUCUCUCUCUCUCUCUCUCUCUCU